UCGUUGACAGUCGAUUCGAUCCCUCAUUUGCCGUGAGCGGUUGGGCGUGUCCGCGAUAUCUACUAUAUAUCUACUCCUCAGUUCUUACUGUAAGAAACACAAGCUCCGCCACCAGAAAAUGCUUACACGCAACGUACUUGCUCCUUCCUCUCCAUGGCCGGUCGUUUCAUUUGAUUUCCGCUGUCAAGUAUCUGAUAAGCUAUUGACUCGUCACAGCCUCAACUAUGGGCAUGACCGAGGACCCAAGAAGAAUAAGAGUUUACGACUCAGGGCUGGCUUUUGGGACUCCAUCAAAUCUGGGUUUUUAAAGAACAAUGGCUUGCAAGUCAUUGAAACACCCUCUGAACCCCAGGAAGAUGAGGAACCUUUGCCCCAAGAAUUUGUCCUCAUUGAAAAGACUGAACCAGAUGGAGCAGUUGAACAAAUAAUAUUCUCUUCAGGUGGAGAUGUUGAUGUGUAUGAUCUUCAAGCCCUAUGUGAUAAGGUGGGGUGGCCUCGGAGGCCAUUGUCAAAACUAGCUGCAGCUUUGAAAAAUAGCUACAUGGUAGCCACACUGCACUCUAUUAGGAAAUCAUCUGGUUCAGAAGGGAAUGACCAAAAGAAGCUAAUUGGAAUGGCUCGUGCUACAUCAGAUCAUGCCUUCAAUGCCACAAUUUGGGAUGUCCUUGUUGAUCCUUCCUAUCAGGGGCAAGGCCUUGGUAAGGCCCUUGUUGAAAAGCUUAUAAGGGCUCUUCUGCAAAGGGACAUUGGCAAUAUAACACUCUUCGCAGAUAGUCAAGUUGUGGAGUUCUAUCGGAAUUUAGGUUUUGAACCUGACCCGGAGGGUAUCAAAGGUAUGUUUUGGUAUCCAAAGUGCUAAUUCUCUCUUCAACAAAAUCAAGUUUGUUUUUGCUCUUAUAAAAUUGAUUUUUAUUUUUAUUUUUGUGAGUUUGGAUGGGACAUUGGGACAUUGGUGUUGGUGAGGUGUAUGGAAGACAGAUAAUUAACCACUUAUAGUCUGUACAUAUGACAUUAAUGCCUAAUGAUUGGUGUGGUUAUCUCCUCGUUUGGAAUCAGAAAAGAGCACAGAAUUCUCCCA
Molecule: messenger RNA, 1078 nt
Organism: Alnus glutinosa
Lineage: Eukaryota; Viridiplantae; Streptophyta; Magnoliopsida; Fagales; Betulaceae
Product: histone acetyltransferase TAP1
Exons: 8
Coding region: 119-859 (246 amino acids)
Cellular component (GO): cytoplasm
Molecular function (GO): N-acetyltransferase activity
Source: RefSeq, a predicted model, not a curated record